ACUUGUGGGUACGACAAACAAAAAUAUCAACACUAAACUCCAUGGCUUUUUGCUUUUUUUAAAUUAUCCCAGGUCACCUUUAACAAAGACUCAUAACAACUCUCUUUCUUAUUAUAUAGUCUUCAUACAAUCCGAUUCAUCAAGAUUCAAGAAAGGGGGAUUGACUGUUCAUUAUUUGUUGUUGUGUCUCACCAAAAUUCCACUGGAAAUGUCUGCCCUGAGCUGGGGUUGCCUUCUCUUUGUGCUUCUCCUGGCCACCAGUAUUGAUGGUGGGAAAGGGUCUUCUUCUGUGGAUCCAAAUGCCCAGCAAAAACUGGACGCAGUCUUGGAUUUGCCAGGGCUUGGCUUCAAUGUCAGCUUUGAACAGUAUUCUGGGUAUGUGACUGUGAACCAGGAGUCUGGGAGAGCACUUUUCUAUUGGUUCUUUGAGGCUGUGGAGGACCCUUCUUCUAAGCCUAUUGUUCUUUGGCUCAAUGGAGGGCCUGGAUGUUCAUCAAUUGCUUUUGGAUUGGGUGAGGAAGUUGGGCCUUUUCAUGUUGAGAAAGAUGGAAAGACCCUAUACUGGAAUCCUUACUCUUGGAACUUAGCUGCAAAUCUAUUGUUUGUUGACUCUCCCGUGGGGGUUGGCUACUCGUAUUCGAAUACUUCCUCUGAUAUUCUUACUAAUGGCGAUAAAAGGACAGCUGAGGAUUCGCUAGAGUUUUUACUAAAUUGGUUCGAAAGGUUCCCACAAUAUAAAGGGAGGGAGUUUUAUAUCACAGGAGAGAGCUAUGCCGGGCAUUAUGUUCCUCAGCUAAGUCAGGCCAUUGUGAAGCACAACGCUAAUGCAAAAGACAUUGUGAUCAACUUAAAGGGUUUCAUGGUGGGAAAUGCUUUGACUGAUGACUACCACGACCACUUGGGUCUUUUUCAGUUUAUGUGGGCAUCUGGUUUGAUUUCUGAUCAAACGUUUAAGCAGGCGAAUCUUUUGUGUGACCACCAAUCGUUUGUCCACCCCUCGGAGGAGUGCGAUAAGGUUUUAGAUACUGCUAGUGACGAACUAGGAAAUAUCGAUACCUACAGCAUCUUCACCCCGACAUGUACAGAAAGUUUUAGUCUAAUGAGCAGGGUGUUAAAAAGAAGUGAUAAGAAGGUUGGUCUUCUGAGGAGAAUCUACGAUCCCUGCACAGAGAGGCACUCAAUUAUCUACUUCAACCUUCCCGAAGUUCAGAAGGCUCUUCAUGUUCAUAUCACAAAUUCCUCGUUCAAAUGGGUAACCUGCAGCGAUGAGGUAUAUGAUUUUUGGAAGGAUUCUCCUACGACUGUGUUGGACGUCUAUCAAGAACUUAUAAGUGCAGGGCUUCGCAUUUGGAUAUUCAGUGGCGAUACAGACGCUGUAAUCCCUGUCACAUCGACACGUUACAGCAUAGACGCCCUCAAACUUCCCACUGUUAGCCCCUGGCGCCCUUGGUAUGAUAAUGGACAGGUCGGGGGAUGGACGCAAGAAUACGAAGGCCUGACGUUUGUUGCUGUACGAGGAGCAGGCCACGAAGUCCCUCUGCACAGGCCCAAACUAGCUCUCACGCUCGUCGAGUCUUUCCUGGCGGGAACUUCAAUGCCCGGCCUACGAAUCAGCGACUGGUGAUUGUUUAGCCCCCACGGGGAAGACCAGCAAUAAAAUGUUUAGCAGUUGCUCUGCUAUGAUGUUUGAUGUAAGCUGCAGAAAGUUGGUUUUAGAUUGUUGUAGACAUACCCUUUUGGAUGAUAAUUUGCUUUGAUGCUUUAAUCAAACUCAAUGGAGGGCUCAAGGUUCUGCAGUAAACAACAGAAAAUGUGAAAACAAUACAAAUUGAUCAAUAUAUUUAAGAAUUAUAAGAUG
Ipomoea triloba (trilobed morning glory) is the source of this 1858-nucleotide messenger RNA. Its product is annotated as serine carboxypeptidase II-2. Bases 209 to 1624 code for a protein of 471 amino acids. The transcript has 10 exons. Lineage: Eukaryota; Viridiplantae; Streptophyta; Magnoliopsida; Solanales; Convolvulaceae. Gene Ontology annotation, cellular component: vacuole. Gene Ontology annotation, biological process: proteolysis. Gene Ontology annotation, molecular function: serine-type carboxypeptidase activity. The record is from RefSeq and is a predicted model, not a curated record.